This is a messenger RNA of Choloepus didactylus (southern two-toed sloth), 5462 nucleotides long. RefSeq names its product proline rich nuclear receptor coactivator 1 (gene PNRC1). The transcript has 2 exons. The record is from RefSeq and is a predicted model, not a curated record. Gene Ontology annotation, cellular component: P-body; nucleus. Bases 150 to 1133 code for a protein of 327 amino acids. Gene Ontology annotation, biological process: nuclear-transcribed mRNA catabolic process, nonsense-mediated decay. NCBI's taxonomy places the organism in Eukaryota, Metazoa, Chordata, Mammalia, Pilosa, Megalonychidae.
UUGUUGCUGCGCCGCCACCGCCCGAGCCAUGGUCCAUGCUUCUCUCCGGCUCUUUUUAGCAGCAGCCGCCGCCGCCGCCGCCACCCUGUGAUCGCAGGCUUCACUUCCUCGCUCUCUCCUUCCUGCUGAGCCACUUGCCUCCUAGCGUUAUGACCGUCGUCUCCGUCCCGCAGCGGGAGCCGCUCGUCCUCGGCGGCCGCCUUGCACCGCCGGGUUUUUCCGCUCGCAGUUACUUCGGGGCUAUCCCGAUGGUUGGCACGGCCCCGCCGCCUUUAACUCGGAUUCCGGAUCCCCGGGCACUGCCCCCGACCCUCUUCCUCCCUCACUUCCUAGGGGGAGAUGGUCCCUGUUUGACGCCUCAGCCGCGCGCUCCAGCACCUUUGCCCAACUGCAGCCUCGCCACGGCGGGGGCCGUCCCUCGGGCAGCGCCAAAAAAGCGGCGAAAGAAGAAGGUGCGGACCAGCCCGGCGGGGCAGCUGCCCAGCCGCUUCCACCAGUACCAGCAGCACCGGCCGAGUUUGGAGGGCGGGCGGAGCCUCGCGACGGGCCGCAGCGGCGCGCAGGAGGUCCCGGGCCAGGCCGCCACCCUGGCCCUGGGUCCUGCCACCACAACCGAAACUGAAGGAGUGAGCCCCGUCCCUGGCCCGCUGCCGCCCGCAGCGCUCAGCCAACCCUCGUUCAGAAAAGAGGUUUUUAAAUCAAAGAUGGGAAAAUCGGAGAAAAUUGCCAUUCCUCACAGCCAGCUUGUUCACGGUAUACACUUAUGUGAACAACCAAAGAUAAACAGACAGAAAAGCAAAUACAACUUACCACUAACCAAGAUCACCUCCGCAAAAAGAAAUGAAAGUAAUUUUUGGCAUGAUUCUGUUUCAUCUGAUAUAAUUCAGAAGCAAGAAAAAAAGCCUUUUAAAAAUACUGAGAACAUUAAAAAUACACAUUUGAAGAAAUCAGCAUUUCCAGCUGAAAUGAACCAAAAGGAAAAUUAUGCUGGGGCAAAGUUUAGUGAUCCUCCUUCUCCUAGUGUUCUUCCAAAGCCUCCUAGUCAUUGGAUGGGCAGCACUGUUGAAAAUUCCAACCAAAAUAGGGAGAUGAUGGCAGUACACUUGAAAACUCUCUUGAAAGUUCAAACUUAGAUUUCAUAUUUCAGUAUGUAUGUAAAACAUAGUUUUUCCAAAAUCUCUGGAUGCUGUAAAAGAAAAUUGGAACAUAAAUGGAAAUUUGCCUUGUUGCAACACACAAGUGCAAGACAAAAAUGAGUUAAAAAAAGUUACAUCCCAACAGCUUGUAUUAUAUUUUAUAUUUUGUAAAUACUGUAUACCAUGUAUUAUGUGUAUAUUGUUCAUACAUGAGAGGUACAUUAUAGUUUUGUUAUGAAAGUAUGUAUUUUGUCCUGCCCAAAUGGUAGGUGUUUUGUAUAUAUAAAAUGGAGAAAUUUUAAGUGUGUCUAAAGCACAUGAAAUAUCGUUUAUUUGCACAAGGUACCGAGAGAUUUUUUUUCAAGAAACAGCUGUCUGAUCUCAAGGUGAAGCUAUAAAUGUGAACAGCACUACUGAAAUUUAAAUCUGUGGCACAAUCAUUAUAAACAUGGGGUUUGUCUAUGUUUCUCUAAAUUGAUUUUUGCCUUCUAAUCUAAUUACUGGAAAACUCCUGUUCCCAUAUUUACCAAACUUAAUUUCUGGUUUUUGAUUUACAUCCAUUAUUCAAAUUUAAAAUUCCUACAAAUUUUAAUGCCAACAAAAUCGGUUGUAAUCAAAUUUUAAAAUAAUAAUAAUUUGGCCCCCCCCUUUUAAACUAGUCUUGACUAUUUUUUGUGUGUGACUGUUUGUGUGACUAGGAGAUGGCUUUGUGUGAUUGAAUUUAACUUCCCAUUUUACUUGCUGAAUAUCUUUGACUUGGUAUUAAUUGUCUAUCCUUCCUAAUUUAGAAGGACUAGUAAUUUAUCACUACUACCUCCAAGGGCAGUAAUAACGCAUCUCAUAAAUGGAAAUGAUUGUGGACAAAAAUAGAGUUAAUUGGUUUAUUAUAUGCACUGUUUUUAUGAAGGUACCAUUUGACAACAUACUGUACCUUUUUCAGUGAAAGAAAAUGACACUUUAUAUUGAAUGGUAGUACUUAAAGCAAGUAUAACUGAUGUUAAAAUAGAUGGAAAUUUUUUAUAUUGAAGCUUUCUUUAAGAAUAUAACACCUUAUAUCUUUUCAAUUUAAAAGUCAGACUUUGUUCUUGUCAAAGUGGAAGGCCUAUUCCAACUCUGAAAUUCUAGAAUACAGCUCCCUAUACAAUUUUUAGUUAUACAAAGCUACAUUUUAUCUCAAAGUUUUUCUAAAUAAUCGGACAAUUUUAGACAUGUGAAAAGGUGUUAAAGAGGGUAUAUACCUGAUUCUCUUAAGGUGGAAUAAAUAGGUGAGAAAGAUAUUAACAUCCUCCUAAGAAAAAAUCAAGAGGCUAUACUUUCUUAUACCAUUUGGUUCACAGCAGGAGCGGAGGAAAGACACUAAAUUUUCUGGCUGUUACUUAAAAGUGAGUGUUGUGGGCACAGUUUUACUUAAAAUUACUCAAUUAACAAGCACUGCCAGGAGGAUAUGAUAACUUGUGUUAUGUAACUCAAAAUCUGUGAAAUAGUAAUAGAAGUAACUCUUGCAUAAGCAGCCCAUAAACUAUAUGGCACUGGCAUAAAAUAUGCUUUGUUCUUAUGUACUUAGCUAUACUUUACAUAAAUUGUAUACAUCUGGUUUUUUUUAAAAGCACAUUUAAGUAAAGUGCUUCUUAAACCAAUAAUGGAAAUAAUUUUAGGUGCACUUCUGACUUCGUAAAAGUUAGACUUUCUAAGAGUUAAAUAGAAUGGUUAAUGUUUUUAAAGGAAUGGCAUAAGAAGAAAGAUUAUUACAAAGUAAUAAUACUAUCUUUAGUAUGAAGGGUGAAUUGAGAAUUGAUUGAAUUAGACUUGCUAUAUUCACUGAAUUCAAUAGCUUUGGUGUUAUAGGAAAAUCAUACUAUCCAGUGGCCCUAUUAUUCAGCCACCUUUAUUUUUCUCCUAUUGGAGUCCUUUGAAAAUACAUUUCUCCUAGUGUUUGCAAAUUAUAUUUGUUUGGUUUUGUGGGUAUAUAAACCAAACGUUUGCAGUCACCGGCUUCAGGCCUCAAGUCAGUGGCUUGCUAAAGGGGGGAUGUAAUUACAAAGGGAUAAAUGUUUUGUAAGUGUAGAAUGUGAGUGGAAAAAAUUAUCAUAUGCAGUGGCACUUCACUAUAGCUCAAGUGUCAACUUGUUAGUAUUAGAUAAAUCUGUAGUUUGGUAAUGAGUUUAUUCAACCCACAAUUGAUUUCCUGACACCAUAGAAAGAGUUGCUAAAAGACCAAGUUAUAUUAAAAGGUUGACAAGGAACCAUUACUUAAGUUUUCAGGUGGUUCAUCAGUUAAAAUACAGAUUUAAGGUUUAUAAAUGAAAAGACUGGGAUGUAUUCAGUAAGUUAUCUUAAAUUUUUUUAACCAGACCAGCAUUUAGGUUUUUGAGCAAACUAGUAUAUAAUCAAUCCUUGCCUUCCGAUACUUUAACAUAAAGCUAGUUUGAAAAGCAAGUAUGCUGUACUAAUGGAGGACUUGGAUCCAUUCAUGCUACGCUAGAGGAAAAUGUGUGUGUGUGUGUGUGUGUGUGUGUUUAUUUCUUGCCUAAUAGGUGUGUGUGCGUGUGUGUGUAUUUUUUGGCCUAAUAGGUGAUUUCAAACUAUAUAAAAACAAAAAAACAGUACUUUCUUUUGUCCUUACCUGCUUUCUUUGUUGAAAAACAUUACUUAACUGGUAAUGUUGAGAAGGGACAAAAUCCAGGCCUCACAGCACCAGACCCUGGAAUGGACCUGAGAAUGAGGGCACAGCUGGCACAGAGCAAGAAUUAGAAUUGUGGGGUGCUGUGGUCAUGGUGGAUUGCCUAAACAUUAAUGUCCCCAUCUCUCCUGCCCACACGUAUUAAAGCAUUUAAAUAUCUGGGGCAAGGGGAAGGGUUAUCCUAGUUCACAGCCACCUGCCCUUGCCCGAUUCCUGGUUAUUUCAGAAACAGUGCUGGGAUAGAGGACCAUUAUUAAGUGGUCUACCAAGAAAUAUAUUUUUUAAAUAUAUAUUAAAUAUAUAUAUAUUCUUAUAUAUAUUCUUAAAUAUAUAUUCUUAAUUAGCCAAAUACAUAUUCUGUAUAAAUAUUAGCCAAAUAUAUAUAUUCAAGAAAUAUAUAUCCUUAAUUAGCCAAGAGACUACCAAGAAAUACAUAUAUUUGAGAUUAAAAAGGGCAAAGGCAGUUAAAAGGGCAGACAAAUUUUUGAGUGGGAAUGAUAACCAAUCAGGUCUGACAUCUUUCACAUAUCUAACAUUAGAUUUAAUAACAUUUUAAAUAACAUUUUACAUAUGUUUAUAAAAUCCUAACAGAAUAGAGUCUCUGCCUUUUGGGCGGUAAAACUGCAACUGCCUCUCCCCGCUUCGCUUGAUGUUUCUCAGUUCUUUUGUGUAAUUUUUGAGCAGCAUGUCUGCAAUUUAAUACAUGGAGGCUUAAUUGUAAGGUGUGUUCAGGAGACACAAGGAUAUUAAGAGUGUAUGUAGGUGGGGUGAGGAAAAAAUAAGACAUAGGUAUCUAAGAAACAGCUUCAUUCCCCUCCCCCACAAUAACAAAUCAAAAAGUCGAAUUUUACAGAAGGCAGUGACUUUUUUUGGUGAAUAGGGAUUGUCCCGUUGGGAAUCCGGCACGUGAGAAGCAGCAUUAUGGUGGGCCUUAAAAAAUGAGUAGCAUUUGAUCAGCAAAGAGGAGGAAAAUAACUUGGUAGUAAAAGUCUGAGUAAAGAGUGGUGUGAAAAGAUGUGCAAUAUCAAGAUAACAGUGCAAGGAAGAAGGAAGAGUCAGUGUAUUGAAACGUGUAUUGGGAUUAGAACAUGAAGAGGUUUGACUGUCAUGCUGAGGACUUUCAACUUCAUUAUAAAAGUAUGGCAGAGUCACCAAAGGUUCAUGAGCAGGAGGAUGAGAUAACUUUAAAAAAGAAAACCGGUGGAAAUACGGAGAGCAGCUUGAGAAAGGGGAAACUUGAGACAUGAAGAUCACUUUAAGGAAGAUACUUCAGUAGAAGAGAGAGAAGAGCCUAAAGGACAUUGUCAGAAUAUAAAGGCAUGGAUGCAUUUGGGGAAUGUAUUGGAGGUGGAAUGGAUAAGCCUUGGGCAUCUGAAUGGAGGGUGAGGAAAGGUUUUUAACUUGGGCAAUUAAGGGGAUAAAACUAGCAACUAGGGAACUUGAGGGGGGUCAAAAUUAUAGAGGAAGGUAAUUUGGAUAUGAAGCAUUAACAUUUUCUUUUUAUUAGAGAUUUGUGGGUCAACAAAAAAAUCAUGCGUAGAAUACAGGGUUCCCAUAUACCACCCUAUUAUAAAAACUUUGCAUUGAUAUGGUACUUUUAUUACAAUUAAUGACAUUUUUAUAGUAGUCUUAUUGACUCUACAGUA